Messenger RNA from Meleagris gallopavo (turkey), 2276 nucleotides. NCBI's taxonomy places the organism in Eukaryota, Metazoa, Chordata, Aves, Galliformes, Phasianidae. The record is from RefSeq and is a predicted model, not a curated record.
UAUUUGUACAUGGCUUUGUAAGAGCUAGUGAAGGCCUAGUCUGGCCAGAAUCCACAGUAUGCCAUGAAAAUGCAAGGGGCUUCUGUUAGAGUAAUUCUGUUAGGACCCGGAAGCUCUCCAGUGGUUCAUCACUGCCUACUUCCUUUGUGCCCCUUUGUGUUCUCUGCCAGCAGGCUCUCGGACAAAAGUCAAGAUGGAGAUCUAACUCUGCAAGAACUUCUUAACCUAACUUUGUUGCAGAGGGGAUUUGAUCCAUUGCCUCCGCUUGUUCUCAGCUCCCUACUGCAGCUACCAGCUUUCUUGGUGCUACCAAGUCAGCCGAUACCAUGGACGUGUUUCAGAAAUGAUUUUCUUUUAAUAAUUGGAUCAUUCCACAAAUCUGAUUUGAAACAUGGCUGCAUGUUUCAGGUAUUUGAAAUAAUCAGCUAGGAAGCAGUAACAUGAGACAUGGAAUCUGUGAAAGAGAACAACGUGGAACUGCAUCCCUAGGAAAAAAAACUAGUUUCAAAACCUGCAGAUGUGCUAACGAGACCGUCCUCGUUGGGCAGAGCACUGUUACGAUGGGUGCUCUGUGUAGUGAUGCUCCAAGUUACGUUUUUCCAUCAGCAAAUCUGACUCAACUAAAUUCCUUCUCAUCUUCCAUCUCACACAUUUCCCAUGCCUUCCUCCAUCCUAACACUGAAGGUUUGUGAUCUGUAGCAUAGAAUAAAUCCCACAGAUGAGCCACAUCAUUCAAGUCUAGUUAGAACACAAGCAACAGAAGGUGUACAUUUGUCAUCCUUUACUGUGUGCUCCUACUUCAUCCCUAUUGUUCUCAGGUUUGAAGAAAAUCCUCACAGGAUGUUUUCUAGAGCCUCAGACAUUGCUACAGCUAUUCACUGACAUCUUCAAAGUGCAGUAUUUCAUUUUCAAAGUAACAGAAAUGAUGUUUCCAGGUAACAUCUUUGCCUUCAGUCCUCCUACAAAGGACAAGGAAAUCUGAUAGAACCCAGAAGAGAAUGUAGAUGAGAGGAAGCACACUUGGGGCAAACACAAGAGACGUGGCCAGGAAUUCAGUUCUGCUUCUUUUCUGUUACACCACACCAUAUAACAGGAAAAGGGCUAUUUUUUGGAAAGGGAAAGUCCUGAGCCAUUACAGCUACUAGUUUUUAGAAGGAAUGAUGUUAAUGCCACAGCAGAAAAAUGAAAUGAGAAACACACAAUUCCCUGCACAACUUCAUUAUACAUAGAAAGGAACUCAGCAACAGAUGUAUGCCGUUUUCAUGGUGUUGUAGACUGUUAUCUUACAGGCACACCGUGUUUCCAAGGAAUUUGAAUACACGUCAGACUGCAUUUACAGAAAUAGCACAGCACAGAACAAAUAUCCCUAUAUAAAUAUCCUAUAUAAGGUGCUUCAGAAAGCAGCAGUUUGGUGAAGCAGCAAAGGUAACCCGGAGAAGUUUCAGAGCAUUUCUAAGCUUUCGCCAGUUUCCCUCUGUAAUUUCUCUCUGCUAACCUAUCUGCUCCAGUUAUUACAUCUCAGUUAUAGAAGAAAACACAAAACAACUGCAUAUCAUUCAAAUCAGGAGAAAUAAAGCACCACCUAACGAAGACAAUCAUGUUUCUCAGACUUGCUCUGCUAGGAAUUCUCCUUCUCAGCAUCCUCGGGACAGAAACUGCUCAGGCUGGCUCUAGUUUUUUAAGCCCCGCAUAUAAAAACAUACAGCAACAAAAGGAUACAAGAAAACCAACAGCAAGAUUACAUCCCCGAGGCACAGAAAGCUUUUGGGAUACAGAUGAAACAGCGGGAGAAGAUGACAAUAACAGUGUUGAUAUUAAGUUUAAUGUUCCUUUUGAAAUUGGUGUCAAGAUAACAGAAAGAGAGUAUCAAGAAUAUGGGCAAGCAUUGGAGAAGAUGCUACAGGACAUUUUUGAAGAGAAUGCUAAAGAAACUCAGACAAAAGACUAAAGCAAGCUGAAGGACAUCCACAGCACUAGAUGGCCUGAUUUGAAUUUUACUUUAAAACGAACUGAAUUUACAUCUCUACGAAGAAAGGAGGACAUGAACUUGAGUAGUUUGUUUGCUCUAAGAAAAAGACAAGAAUCUACAAGCAAAACUUCAAAGGGUAAUGUGAAUCACAGGCUGACAUGUAGACUUAUUUUAUUUCCUUCUUUAGUAUCUACUGUGAUUAUUUUAAAUGACAUAUUUGAAAGCUAUAUGAAUUCUUUCCGAAACUGAUGGAAACUCCAUCUUAUGCUUCUACAGACAUCUGUAACAGAAUAAAGCUUAUGCUGAA